AUGAAGAAAUUUGGCAAUGUCUAUCUUAUUGCGGCGAUUAGUAUUAUCGGCGGCGGGCUCUUUGGUUUCGACAUUUCUUCCAUGUCGGCCAUUAUAGCUACGAAGCCAUAUCUUUGCUAUUUCCACGAAGGCCCGGGCGAGUGCAAAGGACCUCGCAGCUCUACUCAAGGUGGAAUCACUGCUUCGAUGGCUGCUGGAUCAUGGCUUGCUUCUCUCAUGUCUGGUUUCCUCGCCGAUGGUCUUGGACGUAAAAGAGCAAUCAUGGUCGGGUCUGUCAUUUGGGUAAUCGGCUGUGUCAUCGUUUGUGCUGCUCAGAACAUCCCUAUGCUGAUUGUUGGUCGUAUCAUCAACGGCUUCUGUGUGGGAAUCUGUUCCGCACAAGUCCCCGUCUAUAUCAGCGAGAUUGCUCCAMCUUCGAAGCGUGGUCGUCUUGUUGGAGCUCAGCAGUGGGCCAUUACAUGGGGCAUCAUGAUCAUGUUCUAUAUUUCUUACGCCUGCUCUUUCCUCGACGGAACCUCCGCUUUCCGUAUCCCCUGGGCACUCCAGAUGAUUCCUGCUAUCAUCCUCUUCUUCGGAAUGAUGGUGCUUCCUGAGACACCCCGUUGGCUAGCUUCCAAAGACCGCUGGGAGGAGUGCGAGCAAGUACUCGUGCUAACACAAGGACAUGGAGAUCCCCACAGCCCCUGGGUAGCUCGUGAACUCCAGGAGAUUCACGAGUGGGUCGAGAUCGAACGUCAAAGUAAACAAGCUUCAUAUCUGGAACUCUUCAGCCCUCGAUACAUCAACAGGACUCACAUCGGCCUAUUCACUCAAAUCUGGUCUCAACUGACUGGAAUGAAUGUGAUGAUGUACUACAUCACCUACGUCUUCGCCAUGGCGGAUCUCACAGGCAACACGCUCCUGGUCUCUUCCUCGAUCCAAUACGUUAUUAACGUUGUCAUGACCGUCCCAGGUCUCCUCCUCGUUGAUCGCGUAGGACGCCGUCCAAUGCUUCUCACUGGAUCCACUUUAAUGGCCAUUUGGCUCUUCACCAAUGCAGGACUUUUAGCUGGAUAUGGUACGGAUCCUGGUCCGGACGGUGUUGGUGGGAUCAAGGAAGCUUCUGUGAGAGUAACCGGACCACCUUCUAAAGCUGUCAUUGCUUGCAGCUACUUAUUCGUUGCAUCCUACGCUCCUACGUGGGGACCGGUCAGCUGGAUCUAUCCUCCUGAACUCUUCCCCAACCACCUGCGAGGAAAAGCAAACGCCCUGGCAACAAGUGGAAACUGGGCCUUCAACUUUGCUCUGGGCUACUUUGUCCCUCCAGCUUUCGUGACCAUCAAAUGGAAAACGUACCUCGUCUUCGCCAUCUUCUGCGUGACUAUGACCAUCCACGUCUUCUUCAUGUUCCCCGAAACAGCCGGAAAACCUCUAGAAGAAGUCACAGACAUGUUUGAGGAUCCCAAGGGGAUCAAAUAUAUUGGUACUCCAGCAUGGAAGACGAAGAAUUAUACUAGUACUGCCAAGAAGCUAGAGAGGGGAGAGGGAUUGGAGAAGAAGAUGGAUGAUGAGACUUCUCCUGAGCGGGUGGAGCGUGUUGAAACAGGUGGUAAGAUGGAUGUGUAG
Messenger RNA from Ramularia collo-cygni, 1605 nucleotides. RefSeq names its product probable transporter (major facilitator superfamily). The transcript is spliced from 7 exons. Gene Ontology annotation, molecular function: carbohydrate:proton symporter activity. Lineage: Eukaryota; Fungi; Ascomycota; Dothideomycetes; Mycosphaerellales; Mycosphaerellaceae. Gene Ontology annotation, biological process: transmembrane transport; carbohydrate transport. The coding region runs from base 1 to 1605 and encodes 534 amino acids. The record is from RefSeq and is a predicted model, not a curated record. Gene Ontology annotation, cellular component: membrane.